GAUUAAAAAAAAAUUAAGAAAAAAAAAUGAACAUCACAGAUGCAGUCGAAGACCCCCAGUGCUUCUGCAGUUGGAGCAGUGCUCCUGUGUAAUUUUCAUUGACCUCAAGACAUUCCCGUAUCUUUGCAUGAGCAACUUCUGUCCAGACUGCGGCAAAAGUAUCAAAACAGCAUUCAAAUUCUGCCCCUACUGCGGAAAGUCUUUGUCAGCAGUGGAGCCUGAAGGGUCCCAGACCUUUGUCAGUCCGCUUUCGUCAUCCUUCCAAGGCCCACGGAGAAAGAACGUCAGUUCUGAACUUUCUCCCAAGAAAGUGAAAUGGUCUGGCUCUGUCACUUCUCCUUCAUCAUCUCUCUUGUCAAACUAUGACAGUUCUGGAUCUGAAGAUACCCUGAGUCCCAAAGGGUCCCAGAGCACACCUCCAACCCCCAAAAGCAGCCCGCAGGCGAUGAGGAAAAGCCCACAGACGAGGAAAAGCCCGCAGACGAGGAAAAGCCCUCAAACACUGAAGAGGAGCCGUGUGACCACCUCGCUCGAGGCUUUGCCUGUGGGGACAGUGCUGAUAGACAAGAGUAGUCAACAUUGGAAGCUGGGAUCCCUCCAGAGCAGGAGCGACCAGGGCAUUCUCUAUGAAGCUGAGCCUGUCUCCACCUGUGAGUCAAGUGCCCAGAAGCAAAGAUUCUCGCUUAAACUAGAUGCCAAGGAUGGGCGCUUGUUCAAUGAGCAGAACUUCUUCCAGCGGGCUGCCAAGUCUGUGCAAGUGAACAAGUGGAAAAAGCGGUUCUCGACCCCCCUAUUGGCCAUCCCCACCUGUGUCGGUUUUGGCAUUCACCAGGACAGGUACAGGUUUUUAGUGUUCCCCAUGCUGGGAAGGAGCCUUCAGUUAGCCCUGGAUGACAACCCAAAACAUGUCAUGUCCAUGCGAUCCGUGUUCCAGAUGGCCUGCCGGCUGCUGGAUGCCCUGGAGUUCCUCCACGAGAAUGAGUAUGUUCACGGAAAUGUUACAGCUGAGAAUAUCUUUGUGAAUCCAGAGGACCUGAGUCAGGUGACCUUGGCAGGCUAUGGCUUUGCCUUCCGCUAUUCCCCAGGUGGCAAACACGUGGCCUACACGGAAGGCAGCAGGAGCCCACAUGACGGGGACCUGGAGUUCAUUAGCAUGGACCUGCACAAAGGAUGCGGGCCCUCCCGCCGCAGCGACCUCCAGACCCUGGGCUACUGUUUGCUGAAGUGGCUCUACGGGACCCUGCCGUGGACAAAAUGCCUUCCCAACACUGAGGAUAUCAUGAAGCUGAAACAGAGGUUCCUUGACAACCCGGAGGCCCUCGUGGGACAGUGCAGUUGCUGGGUGAGGCCCUCAGAGACCCUGCAGGAGUACCUGAAGGUGGUGAUGGCCCUCGCAUACGACGAGAAGCCUCCCUACGACGUGCUGAGGAAGAGUCUGGGAGCCCAGUUGCAGGAUCUGCGGGUGUCGGCCUAUGACCCCAUAGACCUCCAGAUGGUGCCAUAGAACUUUCAACUCCCACUGUGAAAUAGAAAAAGACAUGGGAAGAAGAAAUGUGACUACAGGCCUGCUGUAGAUAAGCUUCUAGAAAUUUCUCUCCAAUGUGCAUUUCCGCCACUUCUUUAGGCGUUGUUACUGUCUGUCUUGAUUAGUGUCAGGGAACCUGGCUGUUAGGCUCCAGGAAAUGUGAACAGUCUCCUUCCAGCUGCUGCUCCCUGACAGCCACCAUCAUUCACAGCCGCCGGGAUUGUGAGUGAAGACCCCCAACUCAGGGUUGAGCCGGCCCCUCAGUGGGACCCUUACUACCACUGGAACCACUAUGCUUUGGUAA
This is a messenger RNA of Molossus molossus (Pallas's mastiff bat), 1829 nucleotides long. It is a transcript of the gene VRK3, whose product is annotated as VRK serine/threonine kinase 3. Gene Ontology annotation, biological process: signal transduction; peptidyl-serine phosphorylation. Gene Ontology annotation, cellular component: cytoplasm; nucleus. The record is from RefSeq and is a predicted model, not a curated record. Gene Ontology annotation, molecular function: protein serine/threonine kinase activity; ATP binding. NCBI's taxonomy places the organism in Eukaryota, Metazoa, Chordata, Mammalia, Chiroptera, Molossidae. The coding region runs from base 128 to 1504 and encodes 458 amino acids. The transcript has 14 exons.